UUCAACGCCCGUUAUCCGGUCACACUUAUUGUUGCCGACUCAAAAUGGAAACGAUUAAUCCCACAUUCUCGUACCUCACCAAUUUGGAGGUAAUGCAGAUUCUGCAGAAGAUCAAGAGCACCAAAAAGAAGUUUGGCAUGCGCAACUUGGCCACGGUUACCUAUGAGGCUCUACAGUAUCUGGAGGAGUCGCCCUGCAAAACCCAAUCCCGCGAGAACAUCGUCAACUAUGUGAAAGACCUUUCUUCGUAUCGCCUAAAGUCCCACGAGAUCCUGCAAAUGAUCAACGAUCCGCCGACAAGUGCCCUCCACACGCAGCUGCUUAUCGACGACAACAAGGCUCCACUUACCGAUGAGGAGAACGAGAAGAUCAUCCAGCUGAGCUACAAGCACUUUCAUGGAGCAGAAUCUAAGGAGGCCACUAAGGAGACUCCAGUCGAAAAACCUGCAGAGGCAACUGCGAAGACAGCUGGAAAACAAUCUGGGAAGCGUGCUGGCCAAGCCAAGGAGGCAGAAAAGGUAACCGCGGUUAAAGCCACUGCAGCGGAAGAAGCCACUCCAGCAGCAGAGACUAUCCCACCAGCCGAUGCUCCCUCGACAUCUGAAAUCACUCCAGAAGUCACAUCCAACCCAGCACAAGAAGCAGAAAAACCCGGAGAGCAGCCAACGAAAUAACCCAAGAGCUUAUUAC
This is a messenger RNA of Drosophila gunungcola (fruit fly), 690 nucleotides long. It is a transcript of the gene Polr3I, whose product is annotated as DNA-directed RNA polymerase III subunit RPC9. Gene Ontology annotation, molecular function: nucleotide binding. The transcript is spliced from 4 exons. Bases 45 to 674 code for a protein of 209 amino acids. Lineage: Eukaryota; Metazoa; Arthropoda; Insecta; Diptera; Drosophilidae. Gene Ontology annotation, biological process: transcription initiation at RNA polymerase III promoter. The record is from RefSeq and is a predicted model, not a curated record. Gene Ontology annotation, cellular component: RNA polymerase III complex.